Molecule: messenger RNA, 486 nt
Organism: Ilex paraguariensis (yerba mate)
Lineage: Eukaryota; Viridiplantae; Streptophyta; Magnoliopsida; Aquifoliales; Aquifoliaceae
Source: the annotation of a GenBank genome assembly
AUGGAGUCCAAGUACAAAGAUGGUCACCAAACAACCGAGUCUGAGGUCACUGGCAUGCUUAUUGCUGCUCUCUUUGCCGGUCAGCACACUAGUUCCAUCACUUCCAUCUGGACUGGGGCAUACCUCCUCCGUCACAAGGAAUACAUGACUGUUGUGUUGGAUGAGCAGAAGAACCUGAUGAGAAAGCAUGGGAACAAGGUUGAUUAUGAUAUCUUGUCUGAGAUGGAAGUCUUGUAUCGCUCACAUAGCGAUUUUAGUGUUACAACCAAUGAAGGGAAAGAGUAUGACAUUUCGAAGAGCCAUAUUGUGGCCACAUCUCCUGCUUUUGCCAAUCGACUUCCACAUGUAUAUAAGGAUCCAGAUUCAUAUGACCCUGACAGGUUUUCUCCUGGGAGAGAAGAAGAUAAGGUAACUGGGGCAUUCUCUUAUAUAUCUUUUGGUGGUGGCAGGCAUGGUUGUCUUGGGGAACCAUUUGCAUAUCUGUAG